Andrographis paniculata is the source of this 1661-nucleotide messenger RNA. RefSeq names its product protein IQ-DOMAIN 21-like. The transcript has 5 exons. NCBI's taxonomy places the organism in Eukaryota, Viridiplantae, Streptophyta, Magnoliopsida, Lamiales, Acanthaceae. Gene Ontology annotation, molecular function: protein binding. The record is from RefSeq and is a predicted model, not a curated record. The coding region runs from base 195 to 1481 and encodes 428 amino acids.
ACGCAUAUACAUACAGAAUCUGUAUCUAUACACGUAGAUUCACACACUGCUUUCUAUCCUUUUAAUUCUCUUUAAAACCCCUCACAUGUUGGUGCCUUUUAGUGCUACUUUUUUACAAAUCUGGAAAUGGAGGCGGUCAAGCUCUGAGGAAUGCAAAGGUUAUUGUGAUUGUGGUGAUUGUUUAACCGCCGGAAAUGGGGAAGAAGGAAGAAGGCGGAGGCGGCGGAUGGUUUUCUACGGUGAAGAAGGUGUUCAAGCAGUCUCCGAGUAAGGGAUUGAAGCCUGACAAGAAGAAGCAAAGUUGGGAGAAACGACAAUGUGUGGCGCCGGAUGAAGUCGUGUCCAUCCAGACUCUUCCUGCAGAAAGUUCGCCGAAGAAUGCCGUCAUCAAGAACAGAGAUUCCCCUGCUCAUCAGAAUCAAGCAAUGGCUGUUGCCGAGGCCACUGCAGCUGCAGCCGAGGCAGCCGUUGCAGCUGCUCACGCUGCAGCUAAAGUGGUUAUGUUAGCCGGAUAUCGCCACCAUUCGAAUGAAGAAAGGGCUGCAACUCUCAUACAGUCUUACUACAGAGGAUAUUUGGCGAGGCGAGCUUUACGUGCAUUGAAGGGCUUGGUGAGGUUGCAGGCGCUAGUGCGAGGCCACAACGUGCGCAAACAAGCGCAUAUGACGAUGAGGUGCAUGCAGGCGCUUGUUCGCGUGCAGGCACGUGUGCGCACCCGUAGGUUCCAAAUGGCUCAUGUGGAAGACACUGAUGCCGCAGUUCAAAAGAACGAACAACGGCGCAAGAGGGACCAAAGCGCAAAUCGGAUUCCGAAGAGCCCUUCUAGAAAAGUUCACAGCCCUGAGAUGAAAAUGGAGCAGCCUCUUGCCUAUGCCUUAGCUCACCAGCAUCGUCAUCAACAACAAUUGAACGGGGAACAUGUUAGGCCCCGUGGCUACGGGGCGUACAGCCCACAAUGGGGUUGGAACCGGCUCGAACGAUGGAUGGCGUCCCAAUCGAAUAUGCUGCCCGAAACCACCACCGCCACCACGACAACCACCUUCGACAAUGAAUCAGAGAUAACAGUCGAAAUGGACUUACCCAACAUACCAUUGGGCUCGGACAAUUUAAGUAUGAUCCAUCGCAACAUAGACUAUAUCAUCUCGAGCCCAAUUUCAUCACGACAACAAAAAUUAUUGGACUCUAGAGACAUCCCGAGCUACAUGGCCCCGACCCAAUCCCAAUCCGCCAAAACAAAACCCCGAGCCCAAGGCCCAACUAGGCAGCCCAGCCCACAAGCCCGGCAAUGGAACUCCUCCACAAAGAGAAGUAGCCCUAUUGGGUUGGGUUACGAAUCGUCGAGCUCUGAUGGUCGCUCUUCAAUUUAUCGACCCAAAACUAAUUCAUCUUCGAAGGAAAGUCACAUUAGACAAACAAAGUUGAUGAACAGCCCAGAAUCAGUGAGUGAGGAUUGGGCUAAUUUUAAAGUUAAUUGUGGCUGAUUUUUACCUUUGUGUGAUAUAUAUUUAAUAUGGUGUGUGAUGUUUGGUUUCAUUUCUUAACUUCAGCAAAUGUAACGAAGCUUUCUUUGUCAAGAAAACAUAGCUCAAAUAUAUUGCAUAUAAAAAUUAAAUAAAUACAAGUCACUAUUAGUGUAUUAUCGUUGAGAGAAUUUGUUGUUU